AUGAGCUGUCACACUAGAAAAAGGCCUACAAAGGAAAGUGAGUCACCGAAUGAGUGUUUGGUGACAAGGUCAUGCUUUGUUAAUCUACUUUCGUAUAAUAGUGUUUUUAUAACCAUGGAAGAAGACAUCCUCCCGCCUUUAACACCUCUUGACCAGUAUCAAGAAACUGAGGGAAAAUUAGCAGCGUCCAUUCGAUGGCUCAUCCUACGUGUGUAUGAACAGGAAAAGGACGUGCCCGACAAGCUCCGUCAUGGCGCAUUUCGGGAUGAACGAGGUCAUCUUCAGCUAGAUGUUGCCAUACUUACUGGUCUUACAAAUGGAUCACUGUACUCUCAAGCAGCUGCUAAGAUAUUUAAGGAGCCUCAGCUAGUCACGCAGUCUCAUGGGGCUGUACUAGCUGCUUUGGUUGACUAUGGCAUUGAUGUGGUACAGAGUUCAGAUGGGGGACCAGUCACGGAAAAUCUGCUCUUUGCUGCAGACAACUUCAAUAUUACGGCUCAUUUGGCAAUGAUGGAUGCGCUCAUGCAAGCUCACCUUCGGAAUGUUAUCACUGUUAAUCGAGUUAUAGAUGCCGUGAGUCGGCAUACCACUGUUGAUGAAAGCGAGAGACCAAUGGAUUCGGUUGACGCGCUGCUAUUUUGGAUAAACAAAGUUUGCCUUCUUGUCAGGGAUGAUGUAGAAAGAUCACAGAUUCAGUUGAAAGGUGGCAACGACGGUGGAAUGAUUCCGGAGAUGGAGGACUUGUAUGACGAAAUUAGUGAUGGACAGUGUCUCUGUACUCUAGUUGCAUGGUACAGGCCCAGAGAAAUGGAGAUUGAAGAUAUCUGUUACAAUGACCAAAUGAGUACGGCGCACUGCCAUUACAAUUUGCUUCUUUUGCAACGAUUCUGCCAUAAUUGUCUGCCAUGGAAUCCGUUUCAUUUCGAUAUCGAGGAUAUCCUUUAUCUCCACGACUCAUUACAAAUGAAUAUAAACGUGUUUCUGGCCGAUUUAUUCGAAAUAUUUGAACCUGCCCCAACUGCAAACUCGGCUGCUCGUAGUGCUCAUCCACCAAGAGUUAGGAACCCAUUCAAUAGCAUCCAUGUCACUUCUACUCCAGGUGGCGCCAUGCCAUCGCGCUCAGUCAGCAUGAUGAGCCAGGAUAGCUUACUGACUAAUCGGUCUCAUGAUUCAUGGCAAACUAACCAGCGGAAGCCAGAAAACUGGAGCGCCAAUGUGACAAAUUUCGGACGUUUAGUACAGCCUGAUGGUGGCAGCAAUGGUAAUCAAUCGCCAGCUGGAUGCUCACCUUAUGCCAGAAGCGAUUCGCUACCUGCGGCUUCCAUAAGGCUAGCUCUAGAAGAGAAACGACGGGAUCAUGAGAAAAGAAAGGCUUUGAUUAGCACUAUGACUGAAUCAGAGCGCAUGGAAAAGGGUAAAGCUGCCUUCUUUGCUGUUAUGAGUAGAUUUGAUGCCGCUAAUACCAUGCCAUCCGAAUCAACGGAAUCACCCAAUGCGAAGAUGAUUCGCGAGUUGGAUCGGAAGUUGACCGACUUAGCUCAGCAGGUGUCGUUCAUGAACUUAAGUCCCGAUCAACAACGUAUGAGUCGUGCACUCUCGCAGCCAAGUGUUUACCAAGAUGCGCCGCAAAUGGCUCCUGCUUCAGCAAGAGCUGGGUAUGGUACACUGCCGCAUAAUGUCAACGCCCAGGCUGUUCCCAAUUAUGCACAACCAUAUUCACAGCAACAGGACUUUUACAACUAUGCGCAGCCCCAGGGACAUUACGCGCAACCACAGCAGCCACCUCCUGGGUAUGCUCCUGAUCCGUACUCGUCUCAUCCCGGUUCGUACAUGCAACAACAAUCACAGCAGCUGAAUUAUCCUAUGAUGCAUCAGUCAGCCCAUGCCGCCACCGGCUUCUCACUUCAUCAACCUUCAACGCAACCGCCUCAACCUAAUCAGCUGAUGUCAACAGCUGGAAUGAUGAGUGCACAGCAGCAGCAGCAGCAGCAGCAGCUCUAUCAGCAACAGUAUGCGCCUUACCAAGGCACACCACAGCUGGAAAAUCAACCUCCAUUGGAAUAUGAAUCUCAUGAGGGUGCGUCUACGUUCCGACUGCACAGCCAGGAUGCAUCGUCUAGCCGCAUCGAUCCACCACUAGAGAUCAACCGUAAUUUGACAAAUUGGGGCAUGACAUAUCAGAAGGGUCACACGGGUCGUCCGCAAAGAAGGACAUGGGAGAAUCAGACAUUCAUAAAAAGUGAGCAGGAUCUAGUCAACCAGCCAGAACUUGUGCCGACAAUUCCAAGUGAAGAUGACCAAGUACAAAGGCAGUCGCCUUGCCCAGUCGGAGCAGGACCAAGACGGGUGAACUUUCCAUCACCGCCUCGUGAUCCAUCGAACAAUACUAACGGCGCGGCAACUGCUCCUCCGGGACCGGCAUUUGUGAUAAGUGCUUACUCUCCGUUUUACACUUUGCAGGCCGAACAACGUCGUCAAGCAAAACGGGCAGCACUUCUGGCAAAAACGAUGAAGCGCAAGGAGGAAAUUGAAAGCAAAGUCGAUCAAAUAGAGCAAAGAAAUGCCGAGAAGAGACUUGCUGAAAUAGCUAAACGUGAGAUGGCAGAGCAGCGAAAACUGGAGAAAGAGUUGCAGCGACAGAAGAUCUUGGACGACUACAAACGGCGGAAGAUGGAGAAAGAGAUGGGCGUUGAAUCCGGAUCUAAUUCGGCUCGAAGGCACGAGGGCAAUCCACGGUUGAGCAACGUAUCUCGGUUUCAAGCUUGCAGGAGCCAAGUAGGUCUCAUAAGCUGUUUGCCAAAGCUACACCGAAAUCGAAUCGUGGUCUGAUAAUCAAUGCUCUGCAGUAUAGCGUGUUCCCAGGAGCUGUCAACGACCAAACGAGAAUGAAGACAAUGAAUGAUCUGGCUGCUUCGGAUGCCAAACACUUCCUCAUUCUUUUCCGCGAUUACAAAUGCCAAUACCGUGGCCUCUACAGUUGGGAUCAGGUUUCCGACACCGCUAUCAAAAUUUCUGGUCAAGGGCCUUCGAAAUGCUCCGAAAGCAUUAUGAAGCUGAUGUUCAAAUACGAUUCGGGUGCGAAGAAUUUCUCACAGAUUCCUACAAAACAUCUCGGUGCAACUAUUGAUGGUUUCUCAAUCCAAGAUCAGUUUUGGCAAAAGCCGAAAAUUCCUUAUAGCAGUGCAGCAUCUCAUCGAAAUAACUGAUGGGAAAAUUAGGAAGGCCUCGAUGUAAUUUUUAUUCGCUAUGAGCGCCUUAUUUAUGGUGACGUCGUCCGGUCAAAGUGUUGCCAUUCUAUGUUGUUCUGUUCACAGUAGGCAAUCGUUCAUAAUAUAUUUCGGUAAUCUGACGCUAAGUUAGCUGUAACUACGCUCAAAUUGUUAUGCAUCAAUGCCUUUCGUUCCUCUGCGUUGUACUGAACCAGCCAUGCCUGUACCAGACUUCUUUUGAGUUUGUGAAUUUGUGCGUUGUUGUUUUUCGAAUCUCUUGAUUGAAUAUCGGUUAAGUUCGACUUAAAGGUUUGUUGAAACUUGGUGUUUCUUAUUGAGAGGUUUUGUUGCGCCGUUGUUCGCUAUCGCUGUUUCGCUUGUCUUCCAGGAAUUCGCAAUAUAGGCAUUCAUCAGCUUAUGUUGAUACCCGGUUCUUUUGUCUUCCCUGAUUUUCACUUCUAUAUGUCAUUUUUUUUGUAAGGCUUAGAGUAAAGAGAUCUUGACUUGCAUGCUCCUCCACUUUCGUCCGCACGACUGCGUUAACUUUUAUUAGAAUCUGUUGUCGUCGCUGCUGUAGUAAAUAUGACAUAGUUAGCUUGGUCAACACUGGAAGGGAAGCUACGACAGUUCAUGCUGAAAUCACCAUUCCCGUCCUAUGAUUGCACUCGUACAGCGCACGUGAAAACGUUUUUGUUUGUUUUUGGGUUAUUUAGAGGGUGAUACACGUUUGCUACUUACUAUUGUUUGAUCGUUACAAUAACACCGUUCAAUUUUUGGUGCUUGUACCUUACAGAUAGAUGCCUAAUCUUCUCUCUUUUUUGGCAAGCUUGUAGUGCCUAGCUUGUUAACUAUUGCAUAAUUUCUUGCGGCCCUAGUGUUAACAAUACCUUCUGCCAUUUUUGUCGUGAUAUUGUUUUUGCAAAUAAAUUCGGU
Cylicocyclus nassatus is the source of this 4142-nucleotide messenger RNA. NCBI's taxonomy places the organism in Eukaryota, Metazoa, Nematoda, Chromadorea, Rhabditida, Strongylidae. The record is from the annotation of a GenBank genome assembly.